This is a messenger RNA of Debaryomyces hansenii CBS767, 1281 nucleotides long. It is a transcript of the gene HGC1, whose product is annotated as cyclin. Bases 1 to 1281 code for a protein of 426 amino acids. The transcript has a single exon. The record is from RefSeq and is a predicted model, not a curated record. NCBI's taxonomy places the organism in Eukaryota, Fungi, Ascomycota, Pichiomycetes, Serinales, Debaryomycetaceae.
AUGAUGCACAAUGGAUAUGUUUCAUCACACACAACACUCCGUCAAUUUUCCCUCCAGGACUAUUCUUCAACCUUGUAUGCAUCGGAAUUGGAACAACACGAGCAAGUAGUUGAUGAAUACCGAGAUGAGAUAUACGAGGCAUUGGCUAAUUCCUGUAAGACAAACACACCAAACAUUGAAGCAUUCCAACAACAACCCUAUUUAACCUUCUCAAUUAGACUCAAGCUACUUGAUUUUCUAUUUAAAAUGUCUGUUAGAUUGAAAGCUUUACCGUUUGUAUUUUAUAGAGCAGUAAAAAUCUUUGACAGAUAUUGUUGCAAGAGAAUCAUCUUGCUUGACAAAGCCCAAUUGAUUAUUUCUACAUGUUUUUGGAUAGCGGCAAAGUUCGGGGGAGGCAAUAGCCACUUCAUGAAUUUAAACAACGUUGAAAAGUUGGUGUCGGUAAAGACUAUUAACGACUUGGGUUACGGUGCUGGUGGUAAAUUCAAAGGCCCGACAGAAAGGUAUCGGAUGCCUAAACUCAACGAAUUCAUCAAAUUGUGUGGCACCAAGUGUAACUAUACAGUUAAACAGUUCAAGCAAAUGGAAUUGCAUAUUUUACGAACCUUAAACUGGUCUUUCAAUGACCCAUCCAUUGAAGAGUUUAUUGUCAAAUCUCAGGAAUUCAGCAUUUUGAAACAAAACGAAUUGUUUCAAGUUAAACGGCUCAUUUCAUAUGUUUCUGUCUAUUCAUUUGCCCUCAUGAAUGUCAGUGUCCUUGAUUUGUGCAGAGUGAUCACCGACUUGGUCAAUGAAAUCCUAAACAUCCGAGAGACAUGCUAUUACCAUGACAAACUCUGCAAUUCGAUCACAAGAAAAGACUACCUAUUUAUCAAACAGCAUCUUAUCAAAGCUAUUGUAAAUGCAUCCGACCCGAUAUUGAGCCACUUCAACUCCAGAGGUCCCCAUUAUUUCCACCAUACUGUCAUUAACAUUUACACCAACUCAUUUGGAUCCACCCUCGACCCGGCUAUCAACUUGACCCUACUCCCUAAGGAGUUAUUUCCCGUCUUCAAAAAGAAUACUCCUGUAUUUUCAAAUGCAUUUAUUUCUGCAUCAUCAACCACUUUAUCUACAGCAUCAACCAUUCUUCCGAUCUCAUCACCCACUUCUACCAACACCAUUUCCACGUCAUAUUCGUAUCCAUCUCCAGGACGCUAUACCACCAACUGUGACAUUAAGCCUUCUUCGCCAGAGUCGUUGAAUGACAACGGAGCAAUCAAGUACUCCGAGUUCGUAUAA